Aspergillus mulundensis is the source of this 1293-nucleotide messenger RNA. RefSeq lists its product as uncharacterized. Gene Ontology annotation, molecular function: O-methyltransferase activity. The coding region runs from base 1 to 1293 and encodes 430 amino acids. NCBI's taxonomy places the organism in Eukaryota, Fungi, Ascomycota, Eurotiomycetes, Eurotiales, Aspergillaceae. The record is from RefSeq and is a predicted model, not a curated record. The transcript has 4 exons.
AUGCCUCACACCGAGAAUCGCACGAACGGAAGGGCCAACAGCCAUGCGGCCCAUGCCAAUGGCAAGUUCAAGCCACUCACAGUCGAGGAACUGGCUGUCUCGCCCAACCUCCCCGCGCAGGUCCCCGGACUUCUCGACGAAAUCGCCUUUUCCGGCAAGGAAUUCCUCAGCGCACAGCCACAGGCCAGACUGAAAUUGCUCGAGGCCGCCAGGUCCCUGGUGUAUGCUCUUGAGACUCCUCGCGAAGCGAUCAUUCGCCACUGCUGGGCGGAGUCCACGAGUUACGCUGCCCUUGAGACGGCGGUCGGACUCGAUCUUUUCAACGCGCUCGGAACGGACAAUGAGUCUAAGACGGUCGCGGAGUUGGCGGAGGUAACGGGCGCAGAGCCGGAGCUGCUUGGUCGCAUGAUGAAGCACCUCGCUGCCAUGGGCGUGAUCCAAGAGACCGGAUGCGAUGAAUACUGCCCAACUGGCUUCUCUAAGGUCCUGACGGUCGAGAAGUAUAGCGACGCUUUUCCACUAAUGACAUCUCGGUUUACCAUGGGUAUUCUUGCCCUCCCCGCCUUCCUGGAGAAGACGAACUAUCGCAAUCCGACAAGUGCCGCAGAGACCGCAUUCCAGCUGGGAUAUAACACGGACAUGGGCUUCUUCGGGCACGUUCAGCGAGAGCCGAUCACAGCGAAACGAUUCAACAACCACAUGGGAGUUUACGCUCAAGGUCGCGCCCGCUGGAUGGACCCGGGAUUCUAUCCCGUGCAAGAGCAGCUCAUCGACGACGUCGAGAUUGGUCAAGACGAUGUCCUCAUGGUCGACGUCGGCGGUAGCUUCGGCCAUGACAUACAGGACUUCCGCCAGAAAUGGCCAUGCGUUCCAGGCCGCCUGGUGCUCCAGGAUCUUCCGCAAGUCGUAUCGUCCGUCAAGGGUCUUCACCCCUCAAUUGAGGUCACAGGGCAUGACUUCUUCACCGAGCAGCCAGUAAAAGGGGCUCGGGCGUACUACAUGCACUCGGUGCUACACGACUGGCCGGAUGACCUCUGCCGCAAGAUCCUCGCCAAUCUAGUAGAGGCCAUGAAGCCGGGGUACAGCAAACUCCUGGUCAACGAAAACGUGAUCCCGGAUACAGGGGCCUACUGGGAAACAACAAGCCUAGAUCUGAUCAUGAUGCAGAUCGGCUCGGGGGAGCGAACCGAGCGGCACUGGCGGAACCUCCUGGGGUCGGCUGGGCUGAAGAUCAACAGCAUCUGGACGGCCCAGCGCGGGGUAGAGUCGUUGAUUGAGUGUGAGCUGGCGUAA